This is a messenger RNA of Phanerochaete carnosa HHB-10118-sp, 611 nucleotides long. RefSeq lists its product as uncharacterized. Bases 43 to 267 code for a protein of 74 amino acids. Lineage: Eukaryota; Fungi; Basidiomycota; Agaricomycetes; Polyporales; Phanerochaetaceae. The transcript has a single exon. The record is from RefSeq and is a predicted model, not a curated record.
AAUUCCUGACACGACUUGCAGGCCCAGGAUACCCCAGCAACUAUGUAUGCCUCUACGUUCAGGAAUGCCAUCCUUGGCCUUCUCUGUGUCACCGCUCUGCUACUUUCCUUCGUUCAAGCAGCCCCCCUUGCAAAGCAUCCGAUACGGGGCACAGGCGACUCCAGUGCCUGGAGUGGUUCGCCUAUGAUGAAUUCCGUGGAGGAAAGUCUUCGAAACUCAGAGGCGAGGUAUGCUACCAGAUGCACCUCCAAAGUUGCCUGCUGCUGACGCAUUGAGCAGCCCCACAGGCGUGUUCACCUGAUAGUAACGCGAGGGACCGCUAUUCAGACGAGCAAGUACAAGGCGAGCUUGGGGAUAGCCUAGCCCCUCACUUCUAAUUCAUGUUCAGAACCGGGCAUGCCUAACGAGAAACGUGGAUAGACUCGAGUGCAACGUGUCUGUAGCGUCGGUGCCUCAAAUAAUCAUAAUGUUGCUGUGCAAUUCUGGUACAGGCGUUGCGGAUGUAGUGGACCAUCGCAGUUUACAAUACAGAUAGCUGCAUAUUUAAUAUGCUUCGCUCGCCGCUACCGUCGUUGUCACUGUGUCCUGUGUCCAUGGAUAUCACUCGGCGA